AUGAUUCGGUUCAUCAAAUUCCUCCUACUUGGCCUCCCAGCCUUUUCAUCUGUCGUACAGGCAGCUGACUGCAAGAGUAAUGCGAUCCAGCACAAGGAUGUGCUCGGCUGCACUUGCCAAGAUCACAAAGAUUUCUGCUCAACCGCCAGCCCCUUGUGUAAAACCUGCAAGUUGGAAAUAAAAGAGAGAAAGACUACAAGUCCGUACCCGGCUUGCGUCCCUGGAUGUACGGACAAUGACGCACCGUGUAAGAGUUGUGGCAUCUGGUUUUCUACUCUUUGCAUCCAUAUAAAAGACUGCCUCAAUGGGAAAGCAUGCGAUGCCUCCGGCCCAGUCAAACAAAAUGGCCCCAUGGUAUGGGUAUAUCUGCCAGGGGGCGAUGAGCCACUCAUUACGACUACGGACCCCCUUCCUGGAAUCUUGGAAAUGGCCGAGCAUCCGACAAUUUACAAGGAUGCGUUCAACUUUGCUCAAGACCCAAAGCAUUUUGAUCCCAACAGCAGAGCUUUGGUGCUGAAUUCAGUUCGGUCGAGGACCAUGGAGCAGUUUCACAUCCACAAGUGUUACAGGCCUACUACUGGAAGCCCCCGAGCUUUGGCGAGACUCGACCAUGCAAAACUUGUUACGGGCAACAAACUGCAGGAAAUCCUGCCCAGAAAGCCAAGUGAGCCCAGAAUUUGGUGCAUGGGCGUCGCAAAAAACCAGGGCCCAGUCACAGACUUUGUGCAAGCUAUAGAAGAAUUAUUGCACCGGGGUGGGAAGGAUUACAUUUGCCCAGGACUUGCUGGCGCAGCUGUCAUACAAGACAAUAAUGGAAGGAGGUGGGGAUGUGUUACCAACAACCAGCAGGGGCCAUUGCCGUAUUUCUGUGCUGGACAUAACCACUGA
Messenger RNA from Trichoderma atroviride IMI 206040, 888 nucleotides. RefSeq lists its product as uncharacterized. Lineage: Eukaryota; Fungi; Ascomycota; Sordariomycetes; Hypocreales; Hypocreaceae. The record is from RefSeq and is a predicted model, not a curated record.